AUGAGAAAAAAAUCAAGUUCAAGCAAAAUGUGGUACUGGGUGGUGCCUUGCAAGAGCAAAAGCAGGUUGAGAAGAGAGUCAAGAAUGGAGAUUGAGGAAAUACUAAAGAUGAAGCUGGAGACCAUCCACGAGGAGCCCGAGACCGAAAACGGGCCGAUGGCGAAGCAUAGCAGCUUCUCAAAGAAGGUGAAGAGGGUUGGUUUUAAGGAUUCUUAUGUGGUCUUCAUGACUGGAUUUGCAGCCAGAGGUGGACUCGGUGGCCUCCCUAGAUACUAG
Molecule: messenger RNA, 276 nt
Organism: Striga hermonthica
Lineage: Eukaryota; Viridiplantae; Streptophyta; Magnoliopsida; Lamiales; Orobanchaceae
Source: the annotation of a GenBank genome assembly